Hermetia illucens (black soldier fly) is the source of this 6447-nucleotide messenger RNA. Its product is annotated as peroxidasin. NCBI's taxonomy places the organism in Eukaryota, Metazoa, Arthropoda, Insecta, Diptera, Stratiomyidae. Gene Ontology annotation, molecular function: peroxidase activity; protein binding; heme binding. Gene Ontology annotation, biological process: response to oxidative stress. The record is from RefSeq and is a predicted model, not a curated record. The coding region runs from base 761 to 5152 and encodes 1463 amino acids. The transcript is spliced from 11 exons.
GAAGCCCAUCGGCGUCGAGGCGAGCUCCACAUCAGAGCCCCACAGCUCCAAGAGUCUUCGUUCGGAAGUCUGUCUGGACGGUCGUGAACUUCGUGGCUCUUCCCAGAAUUCGAUACCGGUCCUUUGGGAGGAAAUUGAGAUAAUUCCUUGGUAGCGAUUCGAUUCCCAAAGUGCGUUGGAGUGUUCGUGGAGCACCUGUUUGCUUACUGUCGUUGUUACGCGGCUAAUUCCCGUCCACCCUCCAAGUGCGGUCCUGGAAGUGUUCAGUGCUUGCGGAUACUACAGAAACGCUUGGAGCGUGUACCUGUACACAUAUGGUUAGCAAUUAAUUAUCACCUGUUCCAUGUUAAUUAGUGUUGAGUGCAGAGUGCUGAUCCAUUGAAGUGAUUCUAAUGAAAUUUUGGAGUGCACGUUCCUAUUGAGUUGGCCACAUAACAUGGACCACUAGUGCGGAUCGAUUGUCGGCUGCCAGGUAGGGGAAGCCAGUCAGUUUCGAUGCUUCCAAGGAACGUGGAGUGAAUACGGAAAAUACACAAGAGACAACAGACAGACGGGAAAAACGUUAAGUGGCUAAUGGAACAAAAGGGCAUUCAGUGAUUUUGUGGUGAAAAGGAUAAAGAACGAAUUGAACGUUUCCUUUGUUAAAGCCCUCGGUGAAAAGUAAGGCUUAAAGGAACAUCGAACUCAUCGCCCGGGAGGACGAUAGACCGAGUGGAACUGUGGAGCACUGAUACCAUCGUAUAUAAGAAUCAAAACAAGGAUGCUGGCGCUGGUCUUUUUCGUAGCAGCAUUAAUUGGACCGUCCGUAGGAUUACCAUGUCCGAGAGGAUGUACGUGCGAGCAGGGCCGAGUUCGUUGCAUAAAUGUUCAUUUAUCAGCAAUCCCUGCGGUGCCAUCGGACACAAUAGUGCUAGAUUUACGAUUCAAUCAGAUUCGAGCACUACCAACUAAUGCUUUUGCCGGUUUUCCAAAUCUCAGUACGAUUUUCCUAAGUGAAAAUAGGAUCGGAAUAAUCCAUGAUGACGCUUUCGCGGGGUUGUCCCACCUUCGCAACCUCUACUUGAACGACAACAGAAUCAGCAAGAUCUCGGCGGAUGCAUUCCGAGGAUUGCCACAGUUACAAAAUUUGUACUUGGAGAACAACGACAUUUGGGAAAUCGAUGCGAAAACUUUCAACAACUUGCCGCAUCUUGAAAGACUAUAUUUACAAAACAACAAAAUCAACAUGAUCCCGGACGGAAUAUUUCAGGAUUUACCAGCUCUGAAGCGGUUAAGGCUCGACCAGAAUCCCAUCGACUGCGAUUGCGGUAUUCAUACCCUUCGCCAUUAUUUCACAAACAACAACCUGGCUGCCAUGGUGAACCUAAAAUGUAUUAGCCCACCUGAAAUAUUCAACAAAACAUUCGAGCAGCUGCGGGAAAGCGACUUCCAUUGUCAAAAGCCACAAAUUACCAUGGAACCCGAAGAUGUCGAAAUGACUGCAGGCGUGGAUGUAACUUUACCCUGUGCAGCAUCCGGCGACCCAACUCCUGAAAUCGUUUGGAUUCAAAACACCAACUUGCUGGAACAAGUUGGUCCUCGUAUGCAAAUCCUGGAAAAUGGUACAUUGAAAAUUACUCAUAGCAAUCCCGAGGAUACUGGAAUUUACGAGUGCAAGGCUAUGAAUGCAUUGGGUGAGGCUCGAUCCAGGCCGGUACGAAUGGUCAUUUACGAUAAUAACACACCACCUGGUGGGCGGCAAAUCAACCCCCGAGUAAUUCUGUCGCCGACUAAUUUAAGGGCGCCUACAAAUGAAGCAAUUCAUCUGUAUUGUAGAGGAUUCGGUCUACCUGCACCGCAGCUUACAUGGUACUUUAAUGACAGGAAGCUGUCGCAGUCCACUGCUCACAGGCAACUUCAUGCCAACGGCUCACUAAUCAUUUCGAAUCCCGAGGAGAGCGACGAAGGAACGUACAAGUGUGAGGCUAGCAAUCAACAUGGAACACAUUCGGCAGUUGCAAGGGUACAAAUCGUAGAGGUUCCGAAGUUCAUCCGGGAACCGGAAAGUCAAAAAGUGAUGAGUGGCGCAACGAUUAUCCUUGAAUGUGAUGCCGAAGGCAAUCCUGAACCGAAAAUCUUCUGGAAACGUAAUGGAACUGAAUUGACACCAUCCAACCUAAUAACAAAUCGAAUAAAAUUUGGUGAAGGUAACACAGAGCUACAAAUUCAACACAUCAAGGAAUCAGAUACAGGGAAAUAUACAUGCGUGGCGGAAAAUGAAAAUGGUGCCGUUGAAGCAAUUGCAGAUAUAAUCGUCGAGAGCUCCUGGGGGCCACCACGUCUCAUCGUCGAACCUUAUAAUAUGGAUGUACUUCCGGAUACUACAAUCGAGAUUCCUUGCCGGGGAGAAGGAGAUCCUGCACCACAGGUGAAAUGGCGAAAGGAUGGUCGAACAAUCACAGCCGAUAGAAGAAUCCGCAUUGGUGCCACAGGAAGUCUCUACAUUCAAAACGUCACCGUUACAGAUGGUGGCCGCUACGAAUGUUCGCUGACAAAUGAACAUGGACGCAAGACAGCAGCUGGACUAGUGACUGUAAGAGAUAAUGACAUCCUUGCACCUGGCGAUCGCUAUGUUCACAUUGCAUAUGAAGAAGCCUCUAAUGACAUCGACCUGGCAAUCGGUCGCACAAUGGAAAUGUUAUUCACGAAUAAAUCAGCGAAUGGACGAAACCAUGGCGAUCUUUUCCGCCUCUUCCGCUAUCCAAACCCAGCUGCACGAAACCUCGCUCGCGCUGCCGAAAUCUACGAACGAACCUUGGUCAAGAUUCGUAAAUACAUCGCUGAAGGUUCAAACCUCACUAUGAAUAGUUCAGAUUAUGAAUACAAAGAAGUUCUAUCACGGGAUCACUUGGCCCUUAUUGCUGAGCUGUCAGGCUGUACUACACACACCAGGCUUCUGAACUGCACGGACAUGUGUUAUCACUCUAAAUACAGAUCCAUUGAUGGUACAUGCAACAACUUAAACAACCCCACAUGGGGCUCAGCUUUGACAGCGUUCAGAAGAAUCCACAAACCAAUCUAUGAAAACGGAUUCAGCACACCAAUUGGAUGGAACAAAGGAAAGCUCUAUAAUGGUUUCCCGAAACCAAGUGCUCGUCUGGUGUCAACCACUUUGAUUUCUACGAAAGAGAUAACAUCAGAUACAGAGAUUACCCAUAUGGUGAUGCAAUGGGGUCAAUUUCUGGAUCACGAUUUAGAUCACGCUUUGCCAUCGGUGAGCUCCGAAAGUUGGGAUGGUGUCGAUUGUAAGAAAACUUGUGAAUACGCUGCUCCUUGCUACCCAAUCGAGGUACCGCCAAAUGACCCUCGAAUCAAGAACAGGCGAUGCAUAGAUCUAGUUCGCUCAAGUGCGGUAUGUGGUUCAGGAAUGACAUCAGUUUUCUUCGACACAGUUCGGCCAAGAGAGCAAAUCAAUCAACUCACCUCUUUCAUAGACGCUUCCCAAGUCUACGGGUAUAGCGAAGCCUUUGCCCAAGAGCUGAGAAAUCUUACUACCGAAGGAGGUCGACUGCGCACUGGAGUACAUUUUCCUAAUCAGAAAGACAUGUUACCGUUUGCGGCGCCCCAAGAUGGAAUCGAUUGUAGAAGAAAUGUGGAGGAAAGUAAUAUCAACUGCUUUGUUGCUGGAGAUAUCAGAGUAAACGAGCAAAUAGGAUUGCUGGCAAUGCAUAUCAUUUGGAUGCGGGAGCACAACCGCAUUGCAGACAAGCUGAAGGAAAUCAACCCCCAAUGGGAUGGAGACACCGUCUACUAUGAAGCGCGGAAAAUCGUUGGAGCUGAAAUGCAACAUAUAACCUACAAAUAUUGGUUGCCAAUAAUCUUAGGCCCAGAAGGAAUCGAAAUGUUGGGCGAAUACCGUGGAUACAAUGCAUCCCUCAAUCCAUCCAUUUCAAAUGAAUUCGCAACUGCAGCACUCCGAUUUGGACACUCGCUCAUCAAUCCCAAACUGCAUCGGUUGAACUCUAGUUACCAAGAAAUUCCCGAAGGACAUUUGGACUUGCAUAAAGCGUUCUUCUCUCCAUGGAGGCUGGUAUAUGAAGGCGGUGUGGAUCCUCUUAUGCGAGGAAUGAUAAACACUCCCGCCAAACUUAAGAGACCAGAGCAAAACCUUAACAAAGAAUUGACGGAGAAACUCUUUCAUAAUUUCCAUGCUGUUCCGCUCGAUCUAGCUGCCAUUAAUAUACAAAGAGGACGUGAACAUGGUAUUCCGGAAUAUAAUCAUUACCGGAAGUUCUGUAAUCUUCCAGUUGCUGAGACUUUUGAAGAUUUGAAAAAUGAGAUAAGUAGCGCAGACGUAAGGAACAAGUUGAAGAAAUUGUAUGGCCAUCCUGCGAAUAUUGACGUAUGGGUUGGAGGAAUCUUGGAGGAUCAAGUUGAAGGAGGCAAAGUUGGACCACUAUUCCGAUGUCUUCUCAUUGAACAAUUCCAACGAUUGCGUGACGGCGAUCGUUUCUACUACGAAAAUCCUUCAUCAUUCCUUCCUGAACAACUUGCACAAAUAAGACAAAGUAGUUUGGCUCGAGUGCUGUGCGACAACGGUGACAACAUAACUGAAGCUACAGACAACGUCUUCCUCUUACCAAGCCUUCAACAUGGGUACAAGUCCUGUGAAGAAAUACCUGGUCCCAAUCUAUAUUUCUGGCAAGAAUGCGACACAUGCAACUCUCUUCCACCUCUCCUUAGCUCCUAUGUCCCACAAACAUAUCAUCGGUCAAAACGCUCAGCUGCAGAUGACCCCAAGUCCGUUGUUGACUUUGUCGAUACCACAGAGGAACGUAUAACAGGACUCGAAGAACUGAUCAACAGCUAUCAAAAAGAACUUAAGAAAUUGAAAAAGAAGUUGAAGAAAUUAGAGACUUCGUGUAGUGCGAACACCAAGCAUCAACAUCACCACUGUCAGGAUUCAUCGGGAAAUCGUAGAUUGAAUAAUGAAAUCUGGAAUCAGGACGAAUGUACCAAGUGUCAGUGCAAACAUCCACAGGUUACCUGUAUCACUGAACGGUGCGCACCUGUAACAUGCCCCAAUAAUGUGCAGCCUGUAAAGUAUCCUGGAGAGUGCUGCGAACAGUGUCCGAGUACUACCCCUAACCCGGAGCCAGCAGUUGCAGCUUGAAAUUGAAAAUUUAUUAGUGACCAACUGUUCGUUACCACAGAAAAUAGAUUGUGUAAACUUUGAAUAGAAUGAAAACAGGUGGAAAUUGUUAUAAAUUGCUACCAUAGAUAUUAUAAACUAAGAACUCAACCCUUCUUAAUAGACAAAAUUUAUAAACAGAUUUUAAUGAAUAUGAGAAUACGAACGAGUUGAGGUUGAAGGUAUAUCGCUGAGGAUGUGGGAGAAAUUUUCGGUUAAUUUGCAAAAGAUAUUUUUAUUUGCCUUUCAAAUUUUAAUGAUGAUGAAAAUCUUCAAAUUUUAAUUAGUUUUGAACUAACUUAUUAUGAUAUGAUCAUCACAAAUCCUUUGAAUGUUUGAUUUCCACUUCGUCUUUGUUAUGUAUAACACUCCUAGUGAUAUAUCCUCACAGAAAAAUCUCGCUUAAACCAAUCCAAUUCAAGCUCACCAACUUGCGUGAAAAUGAUCAACGAAAAUGUAAUUUUUCUAAAUGUUUAUUUUUACCUUUGUUUUUUAUAUUUCUUUCCACUUUGAAUUUACAAAAUAAAUAAUAUACUUUGAAGCUAAAUUUUUAUCUUUUAUUUUAUUUUAACCCCAGAUACUUCCAUCAUUCUUAACAACUAAGCUGAUACCAAGCCUUUGCUUUCCCUUUUUCAUUAAGUUUUCCUGGAUCGUAUCAUUCCAGAAACUUAAUAACUGACAGUAGAAUGAAUAGUCCAAACCAAAAAAUUAAUUUAUUGGCCUUAUCCAGUUCCACCCCCAUAUAACUUGUAUCUUUCUUUACAAAAAAAUUUAAAGAUAAUCGAACUAUCUAAAAUAGUAAAAAACCGCAGUACGAAAGUGUAUUUUUGACGUAGUGCUAUUCCUUUAGCUGAAGGUAUAGAUGCAAAUUGUGGAAAUAUUUUCGUUUAGUCCAGUAUCCUUAUAGUGAUAUGAUGUGAUUUUAGGACUUUCUCUAAUUUGCCUUUUACUGAAUUCAUCUUAAAUUCCAUAAAAGAAAUUGGAACAGAUUCAGAAUCUGAGUCAAUUCAAAAUAAAUUUUAAAAAUGUCUAACGCACAAAUAUUUUUUUUUCUUCCUUCUUCCUAUCUACCGAGGGUUUUUAUUUAUUCAAAAACCAGAACUUUAUAAAAGUUUUCAAAUGCUAACAACUCCAAAAACCCAGUAAGCACUUUACGGACAUUGUUAAUAAAUGUAAAAAUAUAGGACCCUAAUUUUAAGUGUCGUUCAAAUGAUAAAACCGUAUAUGCAUUUACGACGACUGUGAAAUUACAUUUAAUAAAAUAAAUAGAAAAGAAA